Ustilago hordei is the source of this 1020-nucleotide messenger RNA. RefSeq lists its product as uncharacterized. Gene Ontology annotation, cellular component: oligosaccharyltransferase complex. Lineage: Eukaryota; Fungi; Basidiomycota; Ustilaginomycetes; Ustilaginales; Ustilaginaceae. The transcript has a single exon. Bases 1 to 1020 code for a protein of 339 amino acids. The record is from RefSeq and is a predicted model, not a curated record.
AUGAGAGCGAGCAUCCUCACCCUCGCCAAGCUUGGCUUUUUACUCCUCAUCUCUCUCUUCCUCUUCACCUCGCUCCUCUUCACCUCGCUCCCCUUAGCCUUCGCCCAGAAAUCCAAAGACCAAAGUUCCCUCUUCUCCCGCAUCCAAUCUUCCUCAUCCGGCUUCAUCGACAUCGACUCCAAAGAAUUUGCCACCAUCACCGCCCAACCUCGCGACUAUGCCGUCUCUGCUCUCCUCACCACCACCACCGGCGGCAUCAAGUGUCCCCCCUGUGUUGCUUUCCAACCUGAAUUCGAAAAAGUUGCUUCACAAUGGAAUUCCGACAAGGCGGUCAAGUCGAAGCAUGUCUUUGUCAAAGUCGAAUUCUCCCGUGGUAAAUCGACCUUUGCGCAGUUCCAGCUCCAACAUGCUCCCGUGUUGUUGACUUUCCCAGCAACGAGUAAGAGGGAGCCGAAUCCGAGACAUGUUUCGUUUGAUUUUAACGACCGAGGCUUUUCCGCUCCGGAAGUUGCGGAUCACUUGAACAAGUUGCUGAAGAUGAACUUUAAGUAUAAGCAACCGCUGAAUACGAAACUUAUCACAGCUUCUAUCACGGGGGUGAUCACCCUAGCUGGGGCAGUCUUUUUCAUCGGUCCACACCUCCCUUCGCUGUUCAAAUCGAGCAAGCCAAUUUGGAUGUUGUUGUGUCUAGGAUCAAUGAUUCUCUUCACUUCAGGUCACAUGUGGAACUCAAUCCGAGGAGCACCUUAUGUUGCGAUCGGUGCAGGGGGUAGACCGGAGUAUUUCGCGGGCGGCUUUCAGAAUCAGUAUGGAGUGGAGACGCAGAUUGUCGCUGCGAUCUAUAGCUUGUUGGCGUUUAGCUUCAUCGCACUGACCGUACUAGUGCCGGCACAGAGAGAUGCAACGAGACAGAGAGCAGGUGUGUAUGUUUGGAGUGCGAUCUUUCUGGGGACUUUCAGUCUGCUGUUUUAUAUCUUUAGGACUAAGAACCCUAGUUAUCCCUUCAGACUUUUCUUCUGA